Python bivittatus (Burmese python) is the source of this 4383-nucleotide messenger RNA. The record is from RefSeq and is a predicted model, not a curated record. NCBI's taxonomy places the organism in Eukaryota, Metazoa, Chordata, Lepidosauria, Squamata, Pythonidae.
AUGGAAUCAAGACAAAAGCGUUUAGCAUAUACAGCUGGUUUCAAGUUAAAGGUUGUGGAAUAUGCUGAGCAACAUGGAAAUAGGGCUGCAGCAAAGCAUUUUGGAGAGCCACCAACAGAAUGCACAAUACGAGAGUGGCGAAAAAUGAAGAAAAGAUCAAGACAUUAUCAAAAACAAAAUGCAGUUUCCACAGCGAUAUUGCUAAAUGGCCAAAAUUGGAAGAACAGGUGGCUUCUUUACUGUGGUUUUACUUGUAUUCAAGAAGGAACACAAUGCACCAAGUGUAAAAGUAACUGGACACUGAAAUUUUCUAUCAUACUUUUGUAUAUAUUAUGUGCCUUGCUAGCAAUAACAUUAGCCGUCCUGGGAUACAAAGUUGUAGAAAAAAUGGACAGUGUUUCUGGUGACAUGGAAGUUUCACGCCAAAGAUGCAGUGAGAAACUUAUAGAAGUGAAAAGUGAUUUAAAGAAACUGGAUUACCAAGCUGAAGAGAAAGCCAUAAGCACAAGCACAGAGCUUUCAAGCUUCAAAGCUGAUAUCUCAGCUCUCCGCCAGCAACUUCAUGAGAUUUCAGAGAAAACUGCGAAGGACAAAAAUACACUGGAGAAGUUACAAGAAUCUGGUAGUGUGUUAAAUGGCAGGCAAAGCCAAAUGAAUGAUAUUUUGGAUAGCAAUUCUUUCACGAUCAACAGUAUCAACAAAACUCUUCAAUCUUACAAUGGCUACAUCAGUGAUCUCCAGCAAGACACAAGUGACAUUCAAACAACUUUGCAAAGCCAAAUGCACUCACAUAACGUUGUUAUAAUGAAUCUAAAUAAUCUUAACCGGACACAGGUUCAGCAAAGAAAUCUUAUCAGUGCUUUGCAGAGAUCUGUGGAUGAUACAAGUCAGGCUAUCCAAAAAAUCAAAAAUGACUUUCAAAACCUUCAGCAGGUUGCCCUCCAAGCACGGAAGGACACUGAUUGGCUUAAAGAGAAAGUGCAUAAUUUGCAAGUAUUAGCAACUAACAAUUCAGUUAUGACCAAAACUAAUAAAGAUACACUUGAGGAUAUGAGCAGUCAGCUGAACUCAUUCAGUGGACAGAUGGAGAAUAUCACUACUGUUGCUCAAGCCAAUGAACAAAGUUUGAAGGAUCUCCAAGAAUACCAUAAAGAAUAUGAAAACAGAACAUCUGCCAGAUUUAACCAGCAAGAAGACCAGUUUAAUAGCUUUGAGACAGAUAUUGUCAACAUUAUUGGUAAUAUUAGCUACACUGCCCAUCGCUUACGGACACUAACCAGCAAUCUCAAUGAUGUCAGGACAACAUGCACAGAUACUCUUAGUAAACAUACAGAUGAGCUGACUUUUAUGAACAACACAUUAGCAAAUAUUCGUUUCGAUGCUACUACUCUAAGGAUGCAACAGGAUGUGUUGAGGACACGGUUAGAUAUUGAAGUAGCCAAUUUAUCAGUAAUAAUGGAAGAAAUGAAGCUGGUAGAUUCUAAACAUGGUCAGCUGAUUAAAAAUUUCACAAUACUACAAGGCCCUCCAGGUCCAAGAGGGCCCAAAGGUGACAGAGGACCCCAAGGUCCAGUUGGACUUACUGGGCCCAAAGGACCAAAAGGAGAAAAAGGUGAACCAGGACCUCCAGGACCUCAAGGUGAAAAAGGACCAAGUGGCCUACCUGGACCACCAGGUGAAAAAGGUGGGAAAGGUUCCAGAGGUUCACCUGGAUCUAAAGGCCAGAGAGGUUCUACUGGGAAGAGUGGGCUGCCUGGUCCUAGUGGAGAUCCAGGGCUCCCUGGAUCACCUGGCAAAGAUGGGCCCCCAGGCCCACAGGGCCCACCUGGACCCCAAGGUCUUCAAGGAGUUGUUGGUGAACCAGGAGUACCUGGUGCUCGUGGAUUGCCUGGUCUGCCAGGUGUACCUGGACUACGUGGUCUUCCAGGUGAGCCUGGUCCUCCUGGACCAUCAGGUCCAGGAAUACCUGUGGCGCUACAAAGUGAAACUAACGGCCCUCCAGGUCCAAGAGGGCCCAAAGGUGACAGAGGACCCCAAGGUCCAGUUGGACUUACUGGGCCCAAAGGACCAAAAGGAGAAAAAGGUGAACCAGGACCUCCAGGACCUCAAGGUGAAAAAGGACCAAGUGGCCUACCUGGACCACCAGGUGAAAAAGGUGGGAAAGGUUCCAGAGGUUCACCUGGAUCUAAAGGCCAGAGAGGUUCUACUGGGAAGAGUGGGCUGCCUGGUCCUAGUGGAGAUCCAGGGCUCCCUGGAUCACCUGGCAAAGAUGGGCCCCCAGGCCCACAGGGCCCACCUGGACCCCAAGGUCUUCAAGGAGUUGUUGGUGAACCAGGAGUACCUGGUGCUCGUGGAUUGCCUGGUCUGCCAGGUGUACCUGGACUACGUGGUCUUCCAGGUGAGCCUGGUCCUCCUGGACCAUCAGGUCCAGGAAUACCUGUGGCGCUACAAAGUGAAACUAACGGUUGUCCUGUUUACUGGAAGAAUUUUUCAGACAGCUGUUACUACUUUUCAAAUGAAAGAGCCAUUUUUGAAGAUGCAAAACUUUUCUGUGAAGAGAAAUCGUCACAUUUGGUUUUCAUUAAUAGCAAAGAGGAACAGCAAUGGCUUAAAAAACAAGUUAUCGCAAAAGGCAGUUUCUGGAUUGGUCUCACUGACUCAGUGAAGGAAGAUGACUGGCGAUGGCUGGAUGGAACUAUACCAGAAUAUAUAAACUGGAGUGCCGGACAGCCCGAUAACUGGAAACAUGGCCAUGGACCAGGGGAAGAUUGUGCUGGGUUAAUCCAUGCUGGGCUCUGGAAUGACUUUCACUGUGAAGAUGUUAACAGUUUUAUUUGUGAACAAGAUAUGGAAAAAGCUCAGUCUCCAGGAUUGUAAUAGGUUGUGGGCCAAGAGAUUGACAUUUUCUUUGCAAAGAAAUUCAUCUGGGACUGAACCAUCACCCAACUAAGAAAAGGAGCACUGAGAACUUUGAUGAAUGAACUUCAUCAGGACAAUUUGUCCUCCAGAUCUUCUAAUUUUUCAGGGGCUUUACAACCUGUUGCACAAACAUGUUGAUUGAAAAUGCAAUUGGAUAGAACUACCUGUAGAUUCUCCUCAGUCAUAAAGCAGAAGAUGUAUUAUGGUAAAAAAUAGACUAUAGCAAGCUGAUUACAAGUUACAACGUUACUACUCUAGGAAGACAAAAAAAUACAAAGCUACUGUGUAAACAAAGCAGCCACUUGCUGAGUUCCCAAAUAUUGGCAAUUUAUAUAAAUAUACAUGUAUAAAUUUAUAUAAAUUUUAUAUAUAAAUAUAUAUAGUCCAAUUCUGAUCAGUAAUAUAGAAUAUACUUUUUAAAACUUUUAAAAUUCUGUAUUUUUGUACAAAACGUUGCCUAUUAUAUUGAUUUAAUUGCCUUUUUAUACAAAUAUAGUAAAUAGAAGUCAAAGAAAACAUCAUUGAUACUCCUUACCAUUCACUAGAAAUAAUUGUCUGGAAUAAAUUACCCAAGUUUAAUACCCUGUGAAACUGAUUUUAGAUUGCAUUUGCAGUCUUUUAUGUAAGAACGUGCACAAUGUUAUGAUCCCAAGGAAAAACAUCCCUGUUUUUCUGAACUGGUCUUACUGACUACACUAGCAGAACUCCAGGGAGAUGAAAGUCUAAGCAAUAGAUUUGAAGGAAGGGAUUAAAUUAACCAGUAAAGUAUGUACUUUACAUAUAGAAAAUUCCUGAUUCAUUCUCCCUGAUUCCAGUUAAAAUAAUCAAGAAGUCAGAGAUAAGAAAGGACAUUGCCCAGGGCCCUGGGGAAUUUUACUAGCUAGUAUAACGCAGGGCUUGGUGGACUAACUGCCUAACAUGACCUAAUACAAAGUAUGUUUUUAUGCUCGUCUUAUUUCCUUCAUGUGUAGGCAAUUUCUAUUGGUGUAAUGGGCUUCAGAGCAUUGGGGACUAGAUUUUAAGACUAAUAAAGGCUUUAACCAAAAUAGAUAUUUCUGAUAGAUGUGUGCAACUUGUUCUUAAUGUCUUUUGGUAUACCCACCCCUGAGGGGGGAAAAAAGGAGACACCAAUAGACUCUGCCAUUUCCCGACUAGACUUUUUUCUGCUCCAGUUCAGCCCCUCCAAAUUGCAGCUUUUUCUUCCACAUGGAAAAGCACUUGUCAGAAAAUGGUUAACCAUUCCAUCCCACAGUUGGUUUCCUGUUGUUUGUCAACAAGAAGUUGCUUUGGAGAAAAGAAAGAAAAAAGGAAGAAAGCAAAAUGCAAGGCAUUGGGAAAAAGUUCAAUAUAUCUGCUUGCAACAUCUAGUUUGGUAGAUCAACUGGCAAAAAUACUACAAUAGUACAGUGGUACCUCUACUUACGAACGCCCCUACUUACAAAUUUUUCGAGAUACGACCAGCUC